Molecule: messenger RNA, 798 nt
Organism: Dichotomopilus funicola
Lineage: Eukaryota; Fungi; Ascomycota; Sordariomycetes; Sordariales; Chaetomiaceae
Product: glutathione S-transferase
Exons: 3
Coding region: 1-798 (265 amino acids)
Source: RefSeq, a predicted model, not a curated record
AUGGCGUCCAAUAGCUCCUCUAAUCCCCCGAAACCAAUCCGGGUGUGGCUCACUCCACCUGGGCCCAACCCAUGGAAGGUCAUCUUCCUCCUAGAAGAGCUCCACCUCAACUACGAAAUCAAGUCCUUCCGCUUCGACGACGUCAAGAAAAAGCCCUACACCGACAUCAACCCCAACGGCCGCGUGCCCGCUAUCGAGGACCCCAACACAGGCUUGACCCUCUGGGAAUCCGGGGCCAUCUACCAGUACCUCAUCGAGCUUUACGACACCGAGAAGCGUCUCACCUUCGACGACGUUACCAACCGCCACCUGGCCAACCAGUACCUCCACUUCCAGAUGAGCGGCCAGGGUCCCUAUUACGGCCAGGCGGGCUGGUUCCGCCACUUGCACACGGAACCGAUCCCGUCGGCGAUUGAGCGGUACGCUAACGAAGUCAGGCGUGUGCUGGGCGUGUUGGAGGGUAUUCUCGCUGCCGCGCAGCCGGAUGCUGACGAUGGCGAUGUCCGUUGGUUGGUCGGUGGGAAGAUGACGUUUGCGGACAUGGCGUUUGUGCCGUGGAAUUUCCGGUUGAGCGAGGUCUUGGUGCAGCCGUGGGAUGAGGUGUGGGAAGGCCUGCCGCAUGUCCGCGUGUGGCAUGAGAGGAUGGUGGCGCUGCCGUCGUGGGAACGGUCGAUGAGGAUUCGGGCGAGGUUAAUGGAUGAACAAGGGCUACAGUGGAAUGGGGUGCCGAAGGGGAUUGAGACGUUUACGGAGUAUGAGAAGAAGAUUGCGGAAGAGGGCGCGGGGAAGAAGGAAUGA